UGACCGGAAGUGAAAUGUUUAGAAAGAAAACAAAUACACGUGUUUCUUUCAUCUAAAUAAACAUCAGCUUUGAAUUUCAUUUUAACUCGAACCGUGAAAUAAGCUUUAUCUCCAUAAUGGGAAAACAAGGCAUUGGAAAACCCCAGAAGAGCAAAAAACACAAGAAGUUGAAAAAAACUAUUGGCAACGAAGAUACAGUUGACCCAACAUUCGUCAGUAGCAAGCGGGGAAAGCAGCAAAACCUGCCAGUCCCAGAUGGAGAGCUGGAUGUUCAACAUGUGCCGAGAAAACUGAAAGAUAUGCUCCAUGCUAAACAUGCAAUGAGUGAAACAAAACUGAAGAAAAAGAAGACAUUGAAAAAGAAAAGGAAGAGGGGAAAAUUGAGUGAUGAACUCUUAAAAGAAGGUGCAACAUCCAGACCGAUGGCUCGAAUACCUCGGUUUGAGCAGGGCAAGUUUGAGAAAGACGGGGACUUUAUAAGACGGGUGGAGAUGGAGACACACAGGGUCAUCAUGAGGUCCAAGAUGGAAAACAAAUAUAAGGUUGAUCUAAUGGAAGAUCAGAACAAUAUCACCAACCUGAAGAUGAAGAAAAGGCCGACAAGUGAAAAUAAGAAGCAGCGAAGCAGAGAUAAGAAGCAGAAAAAGAAGGAAGCAAAACAGGAGAAGAAAAUUGACAAACAGAUCGGCUUCUCCGGGCUCACUGAUCGCGUGUCUUUUGGUGAGGUCGCCAUGGAGCCGCCAACCCUGACAGCGAGGCCACGAAAGGCCAAUUCAGACAAUGAGAAACCAAGGCCUGGGAAACGAUCCUUGUUAUUGAAGGAGAUGAUGGGAGGCCCCAGCUCCUCCAAAGACCCUGAGCCUAGCAGCCAACCACAUCUUGCAGUGCCCAAAACAUCAUCCCAGAGGCAGCCUGGACAGACAUUGAAGCGGAAGUUCCUCUCACCUGUACAGCAGCAGAUAACAGAUUAUCAGAGACAGAAUGCUAUCAGCAUGUACAGACAAAUCAGAGACCAAAAAUAUCAGCGAAAUAAUUUGAAAACUUGAGAGCUUCAAAAUGAUUAAUAAGAUAUUUAAUAGGUUAAAAAAUUAAAAAUGCUGAUAGCGUCAAGACAGUAGAAUAAUUGUAAAAUUAGUUUUAUUUAGACUGAAUAUUGAAACAAGUCAGGGGCUUUCAAUGUGUAAUGAAGUACUGUUGUUAACAUAUGUUUUUGAAUGAGAAAGUAACGUCAUGAGAAUAUUACAACAGCAUGUGAUUUGAGUUUAAUAAAACAUAAGGAUAGAAUGGCAGAUGACUGUUUAAAAAUCAUGGAUUGUUGUCUGAUUGUUUUUAAAUUUGUGAGAAUACAAACAAUAAAUUUAAAAUAAC
Molecule: messenger RNA, 1368 nt
Organism: Mya arenaria
Lineage: Eukaryota; Metazoa; Mollusca; Bivalvia; Myida; Myidae
Product: coiled-coil domain-containing protein 137-like
Exons: 7
Coding region: 117-1046 (309 amino acids)
Source: RefSeq, a predicted model, not a curated record